CUUUUAUCUGGGUUUUUACAGGUUUGGGUGUUGACAUCGAGGGUGUGCAGUGUGAAUGUCUACAAUUCUUUGAUGCACUCUGUGCCUUCUUUUCAAAGCAAAUAGAACCAUGUUUCUUACUCUGUGUGGAAGAGGAAGAUGUUUGUCAUCAAAGUUAUUAACCAGUGUGAAAGCUACGUCCAGACUUGGUCAGAAAAACCUACAGACUGGCUGUCCUCUGGUCGCUGUGAACAAAGCUCCACAUAUCCGCAUAUGUGGAAAACACAGAGCAAAUCAGAAAACACGUCCUGUUAUCCAGCAUAUAUGUGGGUUCCGCACUAGUCAACAAAACAGGGCAUUUCAUCCCAUCAUCUGGGUGUUGUUAAAACCUACUUUAAAGGUUUUCACAGUCAUUACAUCACGAGUAUAUCGACAAUGGUUCAAGGAUCUGCCAGGAUGGAAAAAGUUGAUGUAUGUGUUGGUGUAUGUGUCAAUGGUCGGCAUACCAUUGAUAUUAAUGUACCAUUUAUACACCUCCAACCAAAUCACACCCAUAACCAACCGGAAACAGUUCAUCAUACUUACUCCAGAACAGGUUCUGAAGGUCAGCGAGUAUGAAGCUGAACAGCACAUAGAACAGUACAAGGAUCGGACGUUACUAUCCUCACAUAUUCUGUACCAGCCACUGUUGCGGGUAGCCAAGAGACUGUUGGCAGCCAAUUCAGACCUGCCAAUACUUAAAGAUUUGAAGUGGAAAUUAAUCAUUGUCGACGAUCCAGCACUCAAUGCUUUCGUCCUCCCAACCGGCCAUGUUUUCUUCACAUCAGCAAUGUUGAAUUUGAUUGAAAAUGAGGACCAACUGGCUGUUGUAUUUGCUCAUGAAAUGGCACACGCUGUUUGUUCACAUUCAAUUGAGGCACUGUCUAAGAGCCAGUUUCUUGACUACUGUAUCAUCUUCUUCAUGACUGCUAUCUGGACCAUGAUACCAUCAGAUGGAAUCGCCAUCAUCACCCAGUACUUCAUGGAGAAAGUCAUGCAUUACACCUUCACUUUGACCUUCAGCAGAGAGUUGGAGGAAGAGGCUGAUGUGGUAGGCCUGGAAAUGGCAGCUAAGGCAUGUUUUGAUGUCCGAGAAGGAAGUGUUCUGUGGAGAAAUAUGAUGAUGGUGAGAGAUCUCACUGGAGCAAAAGGUCUAGAAUUUACAUCAACACAUCCUUCUAAUGAAAAUCGAAUAUCCACCAUGGAAAAACUAAUGGCAAAGGCUAUCAAUAUACGGGAUGAGUGUAAAUGUCCAAAGCUGCCUGAAAUUGACCCUCGCAUUCGUGCUAAAAUGAUCCAGAAAAAAGUUGACAAUGUGGUUAUCGCUCGUAAAGCAGGACAGAACUUAUCCUUGGUACCCAAGGUUUCCAGCACAGGUAGAAUACAGCAGCCACAGAAAGUGUGAAUUGGACAGACAAUAAGUAUUAUAUCAGCCUUCACGAACUUCUUGGCCUGGACUCCAUUUAUAAUUGAGGUGCUGGUCAUUGAGAUAUAUUUACUACACAAAGGUUAAAAAACAAUAUUAAGGAAGUUCUAAAUUUGAUAAGAAAUACAACUGAAGAUAUCUGUGCAAAGUUUAACAGCUGUUGAUUCUUGUGACCUAUAGAAUUUUAUAACAAGUGUGUACAGAAACGGUAUAUCUCUGAAAAUGUAACCAAAAGUUACAGCAGAAUUAUUAUGUGACAAGGAAAAGUUGGGUACUGUCAAUCAGUUGAACUGAACAGAGAGGUACAAGUUGACAGUAAAUUUUGUACAGACAAACGUACCUGUAUAUCUUUAACAUACAGUAAAUUAGGAUAUUACAUAACUUUGACCCUUAAAUACUGUGUACUAACCAUGGGGAAUCUCCUUCCCAGUACCAAACAUUUGCCCUCCAUGACAAAGGUAAAAUUAUCAAGACCGUAAGUUAAUGAUGGAGGACCCCUAGUGGUAUCAGGGUAUGUGUUUGUUGUUAUCAAUAUAAUACUCCAGUCAUUUCCUGAGAUUGGACUCGAAGAGGGUGAAGGGUCUCUUUGGAGAAUGCCGAUUUGGUAUUACAUUUACUGUAGUGAGUGUGACUGGAGGUUGAAAUGGAGUGCUGCUAGUUUGUACCCGGACUGAGAAUACCUUAUAACAUGUGUCAGUUACUAUGUAAUAAAGUGAACACUUGAAUAUAAAAUUCUCAGCAUUAUUAAAAAAUAACUACCAUAAAAAUCUUGAGCAGCUACAUGUGUGAACAUGGAUGAUGUGAUGUGUGGGAGUAGAUGGUUGCUUACAAGUGUCUUAAGGUUCCAGUUUGAGUUUUUGUUUUUAGGUAUUAAUCAUGUUAUUGUUCUUCGAAAUCUACCUCAUGUGUAGAUGCAAUAAUUAAAACAUAAAACCUGAUGCUGACAUCAGAACCGUCUGUAUCUGUAUCUGUAUCUGUAUCUGUACCAGCUGAUGUCACCACUAGUUACUUUGAUUUUAUUUUUUUUUUCAAAUUUUAAACUUCAGAUUGGUUAAGUGCUGUAAUAUAAAAUAGUGUAUGUAAGAAUUGAAGAAAAUGAUAGACAAGUAAGAAUACUGCAAAGUAUUGGACUUUUUGGAUUUUUACUUUAUUCAAGCUAAACUUAGCACUUACUAGUAUUAAAAUAAUUGGCUCAGUUUUUAAACUUUUAGCAUAUCAUUAACAUGACCCAAUUAUCAUUAGUAUUAGUGUAAACACAAACUUAACCAAAUACUUCACUGUUAUCAUUAGUAUCAGUGUAAACACACUGAAUGUGUUGUAGUUCAUGGCACAUAGAUAUAAGUCUGAAUCAUGUUUGAAGGGAUUUAAAACACAACUUUUUUAUUAAUACUGUUAAAGCCAGGAAUGGGUUUGGUACAGAUAUCCACACCGUACACAUAUUACAGACCAUCGUGUGGAGAUCUUUGUCACAGCCGUUUGACCAGAGAUACUCAUUUCAGUGCUCCUGAUGUUUUACUGUCCGUGACAUACAUGUGAUGUUUCAUGUAAAAUUGUUUGUGUGAUCUUAUUGUUGAAAGAUAAAAAUAUAUUAAUGUCAUAAUCACCAGACAAGCUUGUGUACCAGGACAUCUGUGAUACAGUUUAAGUUUUAAUUUAAGAAAUAAAGUGUGAUGUUUUUAUCUUC
This is a messenger RNA of Pecten maximus, 3128 nucleotides long. RefSeq names its product metalloendopeptidase OMA1, mitochondrial-like. Gene Ontology annotation, biological process: mitochondrial protein processing; protein quality control for misfolded or incompletely synthesized proteins. Lineage: Eukaryota; Metazoa; Mollusca; Bivalvia; Pectinida; Pectinidae. The record is from RefSeq and is a predicted model, not a curated record. Gene Ontology annotation, molecular function: metalloendopeptidase activity. Gene Ontology annotation, cellular component: mitochondrial inner membrane. The coding region runs from base 110 to 1423 and encodes 437 amino acids. The transcript is spliced from 9 exons.